AUGGAUAUAUUUUUAAGACCGUUGGUGGAUGAAUUAAAGGAGUUGUGGAAUAAUGGGGUACCAACGAGAGAUAGUUCGACCAACUCGAUGUUCACCAUGCGUGCUGCGCUUUUGUGGACAGUGAAUGAUUUUCUUGCUCGUAGUAGCUUGUCUGGGUGGAGUGGUCAAGGUUAUAAAGCUUGCCCUACUUGUAAUGAAGACACGACGUCCAUUCGAGUGAUCGGGAAGACAUCAUAUGUUGGUCAUAGAAGGUUCUUGCCAAGUAACCAUGCAAUGAGAAGGGAUACUCGAUUUGAUGGUAAAGUUGAAAGAAGACCUGCUCCAAGACGAUUUACUUGUGAAGAGAUAUUAUCACAAGUUAAUACUCUCGAACCCCAAAUUCCUGAACAUCAUGAAAAUUUUGGGAGCGUGAAACGUAGAAGAGUUGCAGAAACUUGUAAUUGGAGGAAAAAAAGUAUUUUCUACGAGUUGGAGUAUUGGAGCACGAAUAUUUUAAAACACAACCUUGAUGUCAUGCAUGUUGAGAAGAAUGUGUGUGACAGUCUCCUAGGAACUAUUUUGGAUAAUGAUAAAUCAAAGGACACAACCAAUGCGCGACAUGAUUUAAAGAAGAUGGGUAUAAGGGAAUCGUUGUGGAUUUACGAAGAUGGGAAUGGCAGGCUAAUGAAACCGCAUGCUCCUUAUGUUUUGACUCGUGAGAAAAGACAACUUUUUUGUCAGUUUGUUAAAGGAAUCAAGUUUCCCGAUGGCUUUUGUUCAAAUUUAAAGAGCAAAGUUUCUCCAGAUGAGUCUAACAUUAUUGGGUUAAAAUCCCACGAUUGUCAUGUCAUUAUGCAGCGAGUACUAGCGGUUGGUGUCCGUAAAUUUCUACCUCGUGACACUGCAACAACUAUUACUCAGCUGUCUUUUUUUGACAUAAUGAUACAUUUGGUAUUGCAUUUGCCUGAAGAAGCGAUACUGGGUGGCCCGGUCUUUAUGAGAUGGAUGUAUCCUUUUGAAAGAUUUAAUCGGCUUGAUCAAAAUGAAGAUGCGCCUUCUGUGUCUUGCUAUCUUUCAGUUUUUAAUUCUCAAUCUCGUCCUUUGAUUAGCGGAAUUAUCAAGCCUCUUGAUCAUAUCGGUCGUGAAAAAGCUGAGUGGUACAUUCUUCGAAAUUCUCCUGAAAUCCAAGCUUACUUAGAUGAACAUUUGGACAAGAUCAAACAUGAAUAUCCUAAUGGUAAUCACGAUGUCUUGCAUAGGCAAACUUUCCGUCUGUGGUUUCAUAAGAAGAUAUAUGAGUUGCACAAGCUUGGAACUUUACAAAAUGGUGAUGAGUUACUCGCUCUAGCUUCUGGCUCCGAUUACUUAGCAACAUUUUACGAAAGUUGUGUAGUGAAUGGUGUUCGGUUUAUUGCGUCGAAGCGAGACAAAAAGCGGAAGACACAAAAUAGUGGUGUUACUUUUGCUGGAACUGAAGGGUUUAAUUACUACGACACACUUGAAGGUGUAAUCACUAUAUCUUAUACUGGUGCAUAUACAGUGACAUUGUUUGAAUGUAAAUGGUAUAACACUAAUCCAUUAAGAAAGAAGACAAUCACUGAAAAUAAUAUAACCAGUAUAAAUACUCGUGGAUAUUGGUAUCACUACUACAAAUUAGGCCUUUAG
Molecule: messenger RNA, 1644 nt
Organism: Cannabis sativa
Lineage: Eukaryota; Viridiplantae; Streptophyta; Magnoliopsida; Rosales; Cannabaceae
Exons: 5
Coding region: 1-1644 (547 amino acids)
Source: RefSeq, a predicted model, not a curated record